UUUCAGGUUAGCUUGAGUGGGUCUUGUGAUGACAGCAUACCAGGACCGUUGGUGAAGGCAGUCAGAGCCAUUGAUAGCUUUUAAGGUCAAACAGAGAUCAGCUCUGGAGCUAAGAGGAAUCUAAAAUAACAAUCUGAAAAGCAAGCCAGUCUUAGCUCAAGUUACGACUCUGCUGCAGCUUUUGAAUCAAAGAGCCAGUCCAUCAGUCUGAGAGCGAAACACCGCAGUAGUCCAAUUAAGUCACUCAGUAUGUCUGUUGUCUUCUCUGCAGGCAUCACUGAUUACCUCCACCAUCCCUGCCCACCAGGGUUCUGGUGUAGUGGAUCCGGAAGUCCCAUUCUGUGUCCACCAGGUACCAUGAGGCCUGCACCAGGAGGAGCCACCGAAAGUGACUGCACCCCUUGUGCUGCUGGAUUUUAUUGUCCGGAUCCAACCGGAACUGGCCAGCCAAACCUAUAUGGGUUGCCCUGCCAAGCUUCCAAAGAGUGCCCACCAGGUUCGGUCUCUGAAGUAACUUGCAGGGCUGGAUUUUACUGCGGCCCUCAGACUGGAUAUCCAGAGCCUUGUCCAGCUGGCUACUUCUGUCCAGCAGGAUCGGAAUCCUAUGACAGUGGGCCCCAAAGGUGUGUUUUCCCAUUCUACUGUCCUUCCAACAGUACACAGAUGUCUCCUUGUCCUGGGGGGUUCCACCCGGUCAAUGUAAGUGGUUUACGUGACUCAGUAGAGAAGAGCUGCAUGAUAUGUGAUUUUGGGACCUAUCGGCUGGGUUUACCAGAAGAAACUGAGUGCCAGGCAUGCCCAACUCGUUACUUCUGCCCAUCAGGUACACAGAACUAUCUUCUGAAUCCAUGCCCCAAUGGACAUUACUGCCCCCUUAGUUCUGGUGUGCCAGUGCCAUGUCUACCUGGUUCCUAUGGCAACAGCACAAGAGCCAGCAGUCAAGAGGACUGCAAUCCAUGCCCUGCUGAUACCUUUAACCACCUGUUUGCUCAGGAGGCCUGCUUCCAGUGUGGCAGCUUCUCCUUUUCACUUCCUGGUGCCAUUUCCUGCAUGUGCAAUGGUUUGAAUCGUGCCUUUCAGCCAUCAGAUGGCACCUGUAUCUGUAGGACUGGCUUCGUUUACUAUGACGAGCUCGGCCAGAAGAGUUCAACAGGAAACAGCGACGCAGACUGUCAGCCAGAGCUGAGUGAGCGAUGUGCAUCUGGAGAAGUGAGGCUGGCCCACUCCAGGAGGUGCGUUCUUCCUGCAGUCCACCAGUGUGCAUCUGCCUGUGGUGGCCGAGGUGGAAGGCUUGAUGCAGACCUGGGCAUUUGCCAUUGCCAAGAGUACACCUCAUCUGAAGAGGUCUGUGGCACCACUUGUCAAGCACAGAUGCCCAAGAUCAUUGCCAGUGUCACUCCCGAUGGACCACUUCAAGUGAGCCUCAUGGACCAAGAGUCAGGAAUUAUUAAGAAAUUGCGUAUUGCUGACGUCUUGGGCCCUGAAGGACCUUCCGAGAACCCCAGAGAAGCCCACUUCAUUCUGUUUCAGCCAGCAGGGGUCUAUGGGCUGAUCCUUCUAGCCAACAGGGAGAUUGAAGAUGUCCUGUCAGAGAUGGACCCUGCUUUGAAUAUUGAAAGGGGACGUAGCUCCUACAAAGAUACCCUUCCUGUCAUUUCUAACCCCGUGAUAUGUGUGAGGCCGCAGACCAUGCUUAUCUUUCACAUUAGCAUUGACCCCAUGAGUGAGUAUUGUUGGCCUCUCCACCUUUAUCUGCUGUGCAAGACUACCUGAAUAUCCAGAGAAGACGCAUUCAGCUCUGCCUGGGCUCUUAUGUAACUUUGAUGUUAUUGAACUGUAAACCACAAGGCAGCAGUGGUAGGCAGUACAUCCUCGGAUUUGAUUAAAGGAGUUUGGUCUUCACCACUGAUUCCUUGUGUGAUCCCGAGCGAGGGGCUCCAGUAUUAGGAAUAUAAAGACGAUUACAAUAUUGAAGUUUUGAGGCUGUACAAAUACGCAAUGGGCUUCCUUAAUGGCAAGAACGGAGUUUGGGGGUGGCAAG
This is a messenger RNA of Erpetoichthys calabaricus (reedfish), 2041 nucleotides long. Its product is annotated as platelet endothelial aggregation receptor 1-like. The transcript is spliced from 9 exons. Bases 250 to 1773 code for a protein of 507 amino acids. The record is from RefSeq and is a predicted model, not a curated record. NCBI's taxonomy places the organism in Eukaryota, Metazoa, Chordata, Cladistia, Polypteriformes, Polypteridae.